Messenger RNA from Paraglomus brasilianum, 2124 nucleotides. The record is from the annotation of a GenBank genome assembly. Lineage: Eukaryota; Fungi; Glomeromycota; Glomeromycetes; Paraglomerales; Paraglomeraceae.
AUGUCAAAAAAACCAAGAACGAGAAGUGCUACUAGGGGUGCUAAACCUGUUUUGCAAACAGGAUUAACUGGCAAUCUCAAUGAGCUUGACAUAAGCACCUCGUCACUCCCUUUCAAAAUCUGGGUAAAAUAUGGCAGUGCGCAACCAUCCAGGGUUGUAUUUGAUGGAGGAGAAGUGGAAGAUUUGAAGGAGGCAGUCAAGAAGAGACUAUCACCCAGGUUAAAUGAAACUGCCUUUGACCAGAUUACCCUCCGCAAACACGGCGAUGAGGCUGACCUAGAACCAGGUACUAAAGUGGAUUCGAGUUUCCAAAAUACCGACAAAAACCCGCUUCAAGUUAUAGUUAUAGUGCCAGAAGAGGAACACAAAGAGCAAGAACGGGGGAAAUUGAAACGAAAGGCGGAGGAAGAACUUGCAAUCAUGAUGCCGAAGAAAAGGAAAUGGAUGGUAAACAGUGCCAUUACGCGAGAAGAGCGUCCUAUCGUCUAUUUUGUGGAUACAACAGAGCAGAGUACCCCACUUCUUGAAUCGGUAUAUCGAGGCGAAUUCGUAGCGUUACAUGGUCCGCGGGCCUCCGGGAAAUCUACUCGGGUACUCCAACUUCAGGACCAGUUGAAUAGCAAAAGCUUUGUUUGUAUCUAUGUGUCUCUUGAACAUGUGAACGUCACCAGUGAGGAUAGGUUCUGGCAAACAUUCGGUUCUACUCUCAGUGUUCGCGCUCCAAAACGAAUCGAACUCAAUAGCAUUAAUUCUGAUCAGGAUUUCCUUCAGGCGUUUAGAAAGGAUAAAUGGGAAUAUCCUGUUGUCCUAUUUAUUGACGAGUUUGAUGUGUUAUAUUCUGCAACAGAUGUUGUUCGCACUUCGUGUCUAUCUAUUCUCCGCGGCAUUAAACAACAAAAAGAUAGUUAUGCUAUCAGGUCCGUCUUUGCCAUCGGACCUUUCAGUAUCUUGCAUUUAAACUCGAAUAAUUUCACUAGAUCACCCUUCAACAUUAACGAACCGUUUCAGAACCCAAACUUCACCAGGAAACAAGUGAAGUUUCUCUACAAAGAAUUCGCAGACGAAUUCAAAUUAACUAUUGACAAACAGAUAAUCGAAGACAUAUAUACACAAACAAAUGGACAUGCUGGUCUUGUCUGUCUUUGUGGACGUGCGAUUUAUAGAAGGCUACUCUCAGAGGGAAGACACUUGAGUUAUGACAUAUGGCAACAUUUUAGCAUGUUUUCAUUAGGAAAUGAGAUUCUAGAAUAUUCGACAUUUAUAAAGAUGAAAGACACCCUCCUAAGAGAUGAGACUGAUAUAAGACAAGCCGUGAAGCUUCUCCGAUCUGAUUUUCUGACAAAUUUUGACCCUGUAAAUCCUAGAACACAAAUAGAUCUAGCAUCUUUUCUCACAGCAGAAGGUGUGCUGACACCUGGAGAAGAUACUGGAACAUUUAAGAUUUCCUCGCCAUUGGUGCGCUGGUUGAUCCUUCAGCGAAUAAUUCCCCGUGUGUUUCCAACUUCACCUGAAAAGGAAGUCCCCUAUCAUUCUUCACGCACUCUGGACACACUCGAGGCUUUAAAACAGAUAGUUGUUGUAUUUGACAAAGAAAUUAUAAAGUCACUCAGUUCUUACAAGACUGCUCAUGUGAUGGUAAACGAUCUCAAAAAUGUAACAGUUCCCAGAGAAUCAGUGUAUGAUGCAGAGCUUUACCGGAUCAUGACGAAUUGGUUUGGUGAAUUUAUAGUAACAGGACAAUGGCACCUAAAAUAUCGAGCGAGUGGGCACGUUAAUCAUAAAUAUGUCGACAUAGUCAUAUCAAGACCUGGUCAUCCAACUAUUGCUUUUGAACUUCUAGCUACAGCAACAAACAAAGAACUCAAUGAGCAUUAUGGACGGGCACUUACAUAUACUGCGAAAUUAUCUGCUGAUGAAACAUGGGUUGUUCAUUUUACCUGUUGUGAGGCCUCAAUUAUGUCUCCAUGCUGGCCAGCUGCAGAAUCACUGAUAAAGGGCCUUCGUGUUGUAAUUUUUUGGCAUGACCUUAGUUUUACGAAAAUUCGUAUGAGAGCAUGUUGGUGGGAUUCAGUUGAAUUUAUGAAGCAUGUCACUCAAAUUGAGGACCUUAUGGUUUUACAAUAG